AUGCACAAAGUCAUGAAGAAAGCUGUGUUCCCCUGGGAGGAACAGGAGCCUAGCAUGGCACGGGCCGUGGUCCGCAGCAUAGCAGGCUUUGCCCUGGGUUUGUCCUUGGCCACAGCCUAUGGGCUGCUGGAACUGCUGGUGGAAGGACGCAGCCCCUGGGGCUGCCUUGUAGGCACCCUCACUUUGGCCACUUUCCUGAGCCUGGGCAUGGGAUUCUCUCGCCAGGUCCGAGUGACUGUCCUCCUGCUGUUGCCUCAGGCCUUCUCCAGGCAGGGCAGGGUACUGCUAUUGGUGGCUGCCUUUGGGUUGGUCCUGCAAGGGCCUUGUGCCAACACCCUUCGUAACUUCACCCGUGCCAGUGAGGCCGUGGCCUGUGGGGCCGAGCUGGCACUGAAUCAGUCUGCUGAAGUGCUGGAACGGGCCAAGCAGCCGCUUGUCAGUGCCCUAAGCAAGAUUAAAGCCAUUGCCCAGAAGACCAAAGCAGUGGCUGACCGGAUCCGCAAGUUCUUUCGGUCAAUCAUGGAUGGAGUGAAGCAUAUAGCUAGGGCCCUGCGGAGUGUAUGGUACUGGCUUCUGCACAUUGGUGAUGUGUGCAACUCAGAACUGGGCAACCCUUACUCGAAGUGCUCACGGAUCUUCGAGGAUGCCAAGGACGACUGUAUGAAGGUCAUUCCGCAGGCCUACCACCUAUGCUAUGUGCUCAUGCCCUUCAAAUUGGUGCUCUGUGGACUUGCCAGCGUGAGCCAAGUGUUCUGCAUCAUCCCCAAUUACAUCCAACCCUUUUUGCGCAAGACCAUUGGCACACCGGUGAUGAAACUGUUGAACCGAGUGCGUCAGGAAUUUGAGUUCAAUGUGACAGCCACCCACCACUUCUCUGUGAAUCUCAAUGCCUCUCGAAGCCUGUCCCAGAUAGCUCUGGACCUCCAGGAGGCUGUCAGCCUGAAGCUGUACCGCAUCCGAGAGGUCUUGGCACUGAUGGGCUACACCACAUCUCUGCUGCUCACAUUUCUCUACCUUCAAGCCCUGUUUUACCGGUACUGUUACCUGAACUGGGACAAUUUCGACAACAUCUACAUUACCAGCAAAUUCCUACACAUGGAGGCUAUCCGCUCCAUGGCAGGACUGCCCACAGUGCUGCCGCUUAGUGCCCAUGAGGCCAGUUACUAUAUCCAGCCAGGCUCCCUCUUCUUGUCCCAGUGGGAGCGGAUUUUUUACAUCCUGGCCAUCUUCAGCUUAAUGCGGCAUCUUGUCCUCGUGCUGCUCCUGGUCUUCCUAGACUAUACGGUCUUCUGGGUGCUUGACCUGGCCCGGCACCACUUGCAGGGGGAGAUUGUGGCCCGCAGUCCUGUUUUGGUAUCCAUAACUGUGGAAGGGGAAGGCUAUGCUGGGAAGAUUUACCGUGAUUUGGUGUCUGCAUUUGAUGUCCUACAACAAGGCAACAUUAGUAUCUUGUCCCGACAGUGCCUCCUGCGUCCCUCAGAGCCUAAAUCUACUGGUUACAUAGCCAUUGGCAGCAUGUAUGGUCUGUGCUUCUUCGUCACUCUAUGUGGUGCCUAUAUCAGUCGGCUGAGGCGGGUCAUCUGUGCCUCCUACUACCCAUCUCGGGAGCAGGAAAGGAUCUCCUACUUGUACAACAUACUUCUGAGCCGCCGAGCCAAUUUGUUGUCUACUCUGCAUCGAGCAGUGAGGCGGCGGGCAGCUGACCAGGAGGAUCAAAAGACUUUUAGUGUUUGGGGGACCUCUCUCCUUAGGUGUCCCUUCCUGGUUCCAUUCCUCAGUCUCUUUAAGACAUACCAGGUGUACUGCUUGGGCUGUGGGCAACCCCAAGAUGAGGGGGACAUGAAGAACUUUGUGUCCUGCAGUACCCCAGGCUGCCGAGGACUCUUCUGCACCACCUGCUAUCGCCUCCUGGGCAACACCUGCUCUGUGUGUGCAUCCUCCCUCUCCUACCAGGGGGACCUGGACCUGGAGCUGGACUCCAGUGAUGAGGAAGGUCCCUGGUUAUGGUUGGCUGCAGCUCAAACAAAGGACCCUGAGAAAGACUGGUUACUGCGGCAACAGCUCCAAGAAGCACCAGGACAGACCGUCUCCUCAGAGGCCAGCUUGGAGGCCAGUGACCUGGAUGAAGACAAGAGCUCUCAACAGAGGAAGCAGAAGCAGCAACCCCUACCUGAAGCCCAAUGGUGUAGUCUGCCAGCACUCCCAUAA
Molecule: messenger RNA, 2208 nt
Organism: Chrysochloris asiatica (Cape golden mole)
Lineage: Eukaryota; Metazoa; Chordata; Mammalia; Afrosoricida; Chrysochloridae
Gene: DCST2
Product: DC-STAMP domain containing 2
Cellular component (GO): membrane
Source: RefSeq, a predicted model, not a curated record